UCGUCGUGAUAAAGUUCAAGUAUCAAUACGUGUGACAAAGCACAGUGAGAACUGACUUCAAAUUGGACCUGAAUUUAAUAUGUCAUAAAGCAGGAUCCAAGAUGGACUUGGGACUCCUACGGCAGGUUUCAGUGGCUCACAGGCAAGGACAAGACAGCCACCAUUUCUCGCAUCUGCGGCUCGGACUUAUCGGAAAAACUGUGGAAUGCCUAGAAGAUACCUCAAAUCGGUAUCUCCUGUCCGCCAUUUUUGAUUUCAAGUUAGAUACUGAACAUUCUGGUUUAUCCUACGCCCCUUCAUGUCAGAAACACAAGAAAGUUUUAGGUGAUAUUAUCAAGAAUGCAAACAAACAGUUGAAAGAGGCGUGCAAGGGUUGUUCGAAUUGCGUGGAACAUAUAAAAUACGUCGAUCACUUCUUCAAGAAAGGGGGACUUUCUUCUCUUGUCAGUGAUACCCAAAGAGAACUACACAAACAGAAUUACAGAGUUCGAGAGUUACAGACAGAACUUCGCGAAAUACAAAGACAAUUGAGUGAGAAGAUAUCUGAGAACAGUACUCUUAAGGACGCCAACAACAUUUAUCUUUCACAACUGGAGGGAAAAAGCACAGAAGAGCAAACGUUGCGAUCGACGACAGGUGAUUUGUCGACCAGAAAUCAAAGCAUGACGUCAAAGAUGGCACAGCAAAAUAAGAGGCUGGCCGAAUUGCAGCACAGGAUAAACAGGGAAUUAAACCCGCACGCCGUUAAUGUUGCCAGACCGGCUGCGGCCACGACCCCUGACCAGUUGGUGGACAUGUACACGAUGGACCUGUACGAGGAAGAGCACGACAGAGCUCUGGACCAACUGCAAGACGACUUUGAAUUCACGGAAGAAGAAGGGAUCGGUAUUUUGUUCACAGCAGUGACUGUGUCAUAUGAAUGCACAGAAAAGGCGCUUCAGAACUAUACGCAGGGGUGGAAGGCCUCCUUGAGGGUACCGACGAUAGACGUCAAUUUCAACCAAACCUUUCACGGUCAUGGGAGUUUUCGCACGUCUUCAGAAGGCAAACACAGCCAUUCUUCCGACAGUCGGCAUAGUUCAUUAGAUGCCAAUCUUCCCAGGCACGUGGAAGACGCAUGCGCCGACAGCGAAGAAGAGAAGGAACUUUUCGAUCGGAUAUCGCACACGAUUCGGCAGUUCCUGGUCAACAACACAGAGCGGCAUGACUUAAAGGAAAUAAAUCAGGAUGUGUUAGAGCAAUUACGGACCAGUCUCCAGUGCAAUGAAGACGUCAUCAAGUCAUCCUGUUUGAAGAGAUUUGUCCGUCACUGUGUCCGUGUGUUUUGGAAAAUGGUGGUCCUGGACCCGCCGAUGAAACUAGACUGGAGUGGUGCGAAGAUGGACAAAGAGGUGCAUGAGGAUCGGUGGGGUUGCACCUCAGGAGAAAUAAACUAUUUCAUCUGGCCCGCUCUCUAUAAUGGGCGAGGGAAACUUGUGUGCAAGGCAAAAAUUGCUACCAAACGACAGGGGACCGCCAUACAGGCUGAUGACGUCACCGCUCAGGCCAUCGCUUCCGAUUCUGGUAGUGACGUCACAAGUGUGGCUUCUACGCCUGUAUUUGGUCUGUCAACGGAUGAGGGUGCCAGCUUAACGGGCUGUUCGCCAAGGACUGCGGACGAACGCGCAUGCAUUCCAGGGGCACCGAAGAGUUUAAAUCCGGGAGGUACCAGUCGUUUUAACGAACUUGGUCGCGUGGCGGCGUCGCCGAGGCCAGACACCUCUGGUAAUGACGAAAGUUACCGACACGAAGGAACGUCUUUUCUGGGAUAUGCCUCAAAGUACUUGCUUAAAUAAGGCUUAUGUUUGAGAGCGUGUUGGGAUUGAUUGCCGUAGGUCGAAGACCACCUUUUAAAAUGAUUUUUUUUUCUUUUUAUACCCUGAUGAAAAUAACUUUUGCCAAUAAUAUUUCCAGUUUUGGAAAACAUCAUAUUAAAACAGUUACCGGUAUAUCUAUGUGAACAUGUACUGUAUAAAUGAACUUUUUAAUAAAUGACUGUCAUGACAAUAAAGAAGAAAAUACAAUGUU
Lingula anatina is the source of this 2067-nucleotide messenger RNA. RefSeq lists its product as uncharacterized. Gene Ontology annotation, cellular component: mitochondrial outer membrane. Gene Ontology annotation, biological process: mitophagy by internal vacuole formation; mitochondrial protein catabolic process. NCBI's taxonomy places the organism in Eukaryota, Metazoa, Brachiopoda, Lingulata, Lingulida, Lingulidae. The record is from RefSeq and is a predicted model, not a curated record.